CAAUAUUAGUCACCUUUCCAGUAGAUUAACCAGAAAUAGUUUUUAAUCUUCAUAACUAAUGGUUUUGUGCUUAACUUCAAUUUUGCUGUCUACCUGUUUGAUAAAAUGUCUUACCGAGAUGGAAGCAGAUAGUAUGAUUUUGAAAGGUGACAAACUUAUAUUAAGAGGCUUGAUGUUUCAAGGAUAUCAUGGUGUCCUACCAGAAGAGAAAACUCUGGGUCAGAAGUUCGUGAUUGAUAUAGAUGCGUGGGUGGAUCUUCGUGAGGCUGGUAAAUCUGAUAAUUUAAAUCACAGUGUAAGCUAUGUGGAUAUCUACAACAUUGCUAAGGAUGUAAUGGAAGGACCGGGUCAUAAUCUGUUGGAGUCUCUGACUCACCUCAUCGCCACAAAAACACUACAAAGGUUCUCUCAAAUAUCUGCUGUUCGUGUGAAGCUUGGGAAGCCUCAUGUAUCUAUUCAAGGUCCCGUUGAUUACUUAGGUGUCGAGAUUUUUAGGUUCAGAGAUGUUGAUGUCUAAUGCUGAGCCUUGCACUCAGAAUACUUUGGGAUUCUUCAAUCUCUCUUUUCUAAUUUUGUGUGGUCUUUGAACUGAUUGUUGUCCUGCGGGUUCGGGUUCUGGUUAUCUUUGAACUGAUUCUUGUUCUCAUUGUAGCCUUGAAGUUUAUCUCUGAGUUGGGCUUCCUAUGAAACCUUGGGCUUUAAAUACGAAAAAUGGUGUUACCCAA
Papaver somniferum (opium poppy) is the source of this 725-nucleotide messenger RNA. RefSeq names its product dihydroneopterin aldolase 2-like. Gene Ontology annotation, molecular function: dihydroneopterin aldolase activity. Gene Ontology annotation, cellular component: cytoplasm. Gene Ontology annotation, biological process: folic acid-containing compound metabolic process. The record is from RefSeq and is a predicted model, not a curated record. The transcript is spliced from 3 exons. The coding region runs from base 59 to 517 and encodes 152 amino acids. Lineage: Eukaryota; Viridiplantae; Streptophyta; Magnoliopsida; Ranunculales; Papaveraceae.